This is a messenger RNA of Scleropages formosus (Asian bonytongue), 1612 nucleotides long. It is a transcript of the gene snrnp40, whose product is annotated as small nuclear ribonucleoprotein 40 (U5). The transcript is spliced from 10 exons. Lineage: Eukaryota; Metazoa; Chordata; Actinopteri; Osteoglossiformes; Osteoglossidae. The record is from RefSeq and is a predicted model, not a curated record. The coding region runs from base 106 to 1158 and encodes 350 amino acids. Gene Ontology annotation, molecular function: protein binding; RNA binding. Gene Ontology annotation, cellular component: catalytic step 2 spliceosome.
UACGUCCCGUGUAGUUUGUAAGUGUGCGGCUUCAUAGCUCAGUUUCCGUUUAUUCCAGAAACAGCACAAAAAGGAAAGUCUCGCGUCUCUCGCUGAGCUGCAGCCAUGAUCGAGCCCAAGAAGCGCGGAGCGGCGGAGAUGGCCGUGGUGCCCGCCGCCCAGAAGAGGCCGAGGACGGAGCUGGUGGCCGCGGCGCAGUCGCAGCAGCAGCAGAUGGUGCCGAUGGGCCCACCUCGGAGCUCCAGCCUCCAGGCUCCCAUCAUGCUCCUGUCGGGCCACGAGGGGGAGGUCUACUGCUGCAAGUUUCAUCCCAGCGGAUCGGCGCUGGCGUCCGCCGGUUACGACAGACUCAUCCUGAUGUGGAGUGUGUACGGCGACUGCGACAACUACGCCACUCUGAAAGGACACAGCGGCGCCAUCAUGGAGUUGCACUACAACACAGAUGGCAGCCUUCUCUUCUCUGCCUCCACUGACAAAACGGUGGCGGUGUGGGACAGUGAGACAGGCGAGCGCAUCAAGCGCCUCAAGGGACAUACCUCCUUUGUCAACUCGUGCUACCCUGCCCGCAGAGGGCCACAGGUGGUGUGCACGGGCAGCGACGAUGGAACCGUGAAGCUGUGGGACAUCAGGAAGAAGGCAUCGGUCCACACCUUCCAGAACACCUACCAGGUGCUGGCCGUGACCUUCAACGACACCAGCGAUCAGAUCAUCUCGGGAGGCAUCGACAACGACAUCAAGGUGUGGGACUUGCGGCAGAACAAGCUCAUCUAUACCAUGCAGGGUCACGGUGAUUCACUCACAGGCCUGAGUCUCAGCUCCGAGGGCUCCUAUCUGCUAUCCAACUCAAUGGACAACACAGUACGCGUCUGGGACGUGCGCCCCUUCGCCCCCAAGGAAAGGUGUGUGAAGAUCUUCCAAGGAAAUGUGCACAAUUUUGAGAAGAAUCUGCUGAGGUGUUCAUGGUCACCGGAUGGAAGCAAGAUCGCAGCGGGGUCUGCUGACAGGUUUGUCUACGUGUGGGACACAACCUCCAGGAGGAUCUUGUACAAACUACCCGGCCAUGCCGGUUCCGUCAACGAGGUGGUGUUCCAUCCCGAAGAGCCCAUCGUUCUGUCUGCCUCCAGCGACAAGCGGCUCUACAUGGGGGAGAUCCAGUAGGGGGCGCCUUGCAGUCCUGUGGGGGCAGAACCGGGGAGCCAGCGGCACCUGGCGUCACUGGACCCUCCUCGUGGCUCUGCGGUCAUUGCGAUGGCGAUGAGCUCUGGACCCCAGGCUGGAGCUGGACCUCCUGGUUGAGGCUGAUUUUUGACCACAGUUAAUGGGAUGUUCAGCAGAGCAGUGCUGGGGUUUAGGUGGACCUGCACCCCUUCUCUCUCUCUCUCUCUCUCACACACACACACACACACACACACACACACACACACAUCAGAUUCGCUCCUUAUUGCUGGGAUGGACCCAGCGUCCCUGUGGGCCUCGAUCCUAGGACCCUAGGUGCUCCUGUAAAUUUCAGGGUUUUUUUAAAGUAUUUUUUCAGUCCUGUGUUUUGUCCAGUUUGAAAUAUUUGCCUUUAAAUUGUAACUCCUCCUUGUUGCAAAAUAAAUCCUCUGGAUUC